ACUCGAUGAUCUACAAUGAUAAGACAAAGAAACAAAAUGACGGUCAUCACGGCAAGCAAGCCCAUCCUUCACUACUUCAAUUCACGGGGCCGAAUGGAGUCUGUGCGCUGGCUCUUGGCUGCAGCUGGAGUGGAGUUUGAAGAAAAAUACAUUAAAACACAAAAAGACUUGAAAAGGUUAAAAAAUGAUGGGAGUUUGAUGUUCCGGCAAGUGCCCAUGGUGGAGAUUGACGGAAUGAAGCUGGUGCAGACCAGGGCCAUUCUCAACUACAUCGCCUCCAAAUACAACCUCUAUGGGAAGGACAUGAAGGAGAGAGCCCUGAUUGACAUGUAUACAGAAGGCACGAUCGAUUUGAAUGAAAUGAUUAUUCGCUAUCCAUUCCUUCCACCUGGGGAGAAAGAUGCAAGCCUUGCCCAGAUCAUACGGAAAGCAAGGAAGUGUCACCUUCCCGCCUUUGAAGAGGUGUUGAAGGGCCAUGGGCAAGACUACCUUGUUGGGAACCGGCUGAGCAGGGCUGACAUUCAUGUGGUCGAACUUCUCUACCACGUGGAGGAGCUGAAUGACAGCAUUGUGGCCAGCUUCCCCCUGCUUCAGGCCCUGAGAACCAGAGUCAGCAACCUCCCCACAGUGAAGAAGUUUCUCCAACCCGGCAGCCAGAGGAAGCCUUUUGAGGACGAGAAAUUUGUAGAAGAGCUUAAGAAGACCUUCUUUUAAAGGAGACUGGGCAGGAUAGUGCACAGGUUCCCUGUCUUCCAAGUUUUCCAACACUGAGGUGCCCAGGGCUGGUCCUAAUUCUCAUGGAGCCAACGAAGGUUUCCAACCAUUAUGUGCUGAUCUUGUUAGACAUAAAAUGUGAAUAUAGUUGUAGUAUCAUCUGUUGGGUUUUGAACAAAUUUGAAAUCAUGAUCACCUCCUAAGAUGUCCCUUUGAAUUUAAACAAUCAGAGGAAGAUGUUUAAACUCAGAUCUAUUAAAAAACAACUUUGUCAUUUAUUUAAAAUUUAAACAUUUUAAUAAUUAAGCAGAAUUUUUUUAUCUGGUGCUUUGGCUUAUGCAAAAAUAAUCUUUUCUGAUGUGUUUUGAUAACUUCCUGAAUAACACAUUUUUUUUUAAAGAAUUCUGUUCCUUCAAAUAAUAUUUUUCUCAUUCACUCAUUCAUUUGCACACUUAUAUCCAGUCUUGAGCAUCUGUUGCUCCUGGAGCUGGGUAAAUGAUGAAUGAGUCAGAAAUAGUGUCAGCUUUGUGAAGAUUGCUGAGAAAUGACAAAACAAGAUGAUUCUAAUUCAACUAGGUUUUCUCCAAGAAUCAUAUUCUAAGGCUGCUCUGACAAUAUGGCACAGACUUUGCACCUUAAGAUAAUAAAAACUUACUCUCUCAGCGUUCCGAA
This is a messenger RNA of Peromyscus leucopus (white-footed mouse), 1386 nucleotides long. RefSeq names its product glutathione S-transferase alpha-3-like. The transcript is spliced from 7 exons. The record is from RefSeq and is a predicted model, not a curated record. Gene Ontology annotation, biological process: glutathione metabolic process; xenobiotic metabolic process. Lineage: Eukaryota; Metazoa; Chordata; Mammalia; Rodentia; Cricetidae. Gene Ontology annotation, molecular function: glutathione transferase activity. Gene Ontology annotation, cellular component: extracellular exosome; cytosol. The coding region runs from base 16 to 714 and encodes 232 amino acids.